AUGGAGGACUGGUGUCGGGGAGCUGGUUGUAUCUUCGUUGAGAUGCUUCAGGGGUUUCCAGCAUUUCCAGGAAUGAAAGAUGAGUUUGAACAACUGCAGAAGAUCUGGACGGUUCUGGGCGUCCCGUCUGAGGACAUCUGGCCUGGAGUCAGUCAGCUGCCUAACUAUCAACCCGAUCGAUUUCUUUUCUCUGAGCCGAAGUCAUUGAGAAACGUUUGGAAAAGGUUGAACCAGCUGCCCUAUAAGACCGAGGACCUGGUCCAGAGGAUGUUGAAGGUCCUCCCUACGGACCGGAUCUCGGCGCAGGACUCCCUGCAGCACCCGUACUUCAGCACGCUGCCUCCUCCCAUCAUGCACCUCAGAGAUACGGUGUCCAUUUUUAAGGUGCCAGGUGUUCAACUGGAGACGGAGGUCAGAGACGUUUUUAACUCCGGACAAAAGAUUAAACCAUCGCUGCUGCUAAGCGCCAAGUUCUGGUGAACACACUCAGACCAACCACCAUCAACCUGAGGAGACGAACAGAGGGGAAUAAAACCCUUCUCAAUCAACCUAAUGAGACUAACAGAGGGGUGAAGAAACCCACUAUAUAAACACAAACAUAGAAUGUAACUGAUUCUAGCAUAAAGCUAAGUGCUGAAGCUAAGUACUAAAGCUAAGCUAAGUACUGAAGCUAAGCACUAAAGCUAAGCUAAGUGCUGAAGCUAAGUGCUGAAGCUAAGCACUGAAGUUAAGCUAAGCGCUGAAGCUAAGUGCUGAGGCUCAGUGCUAAGGCUAAGCGCUGAAGCUAAGCUAAGUGCUGAAGCUAAGCUAAGUGCUGAAGCUAAGUGCUGAGGCUCAGUGCUAAGGCUAAGUGCUAAGGCCAAGUGCUGAAGCUAUGUGCUGAGUGCUGAAGCUAAGCUAAGUGCUGAAGCUCUGUGCUAAGUGCUAAAGCUAAGCUAGUGCUAUGGUUUGUUUACAUGUUCUUGUCGUAUGUAAAUCUGCUUUAAUCUCCGUAUUUGUUGAUUUAAAUCUCAAACGUUCGCUUCAUGAUUUUCGGUCCUUGGGGACGUCGGUCUGAACGAUUCUCCCUUUAGCAUUCGUUAGCAUUCGUUAGCAUUGUUCAGAUUCAUGAGGAUUUAUUCAUGAGUAACAACCCCCCCGACACUCCUCUUGAAUAAUGAGUGAAUCUUAAUGUCGACAAGCUGCCAAAUACAAACAUCUUUUUCAUGUUAAUGUGUUCCGAUAUAUUAUUAUUAUUUUACAGACAAUAAUGUUUUAUUUUAUUUAAGAGUCACGUCAAACUUUAUUUGAAACAACUAAACAACAAACUUCUUCUUCUUCCUCUUCUUCAACAUCUGUCUGAUCAACGUAAGAAAAACAACUUACGUGUUUUCUGUUUUACAGUGUUUCUCUGUUUUCAGUGUUUUACGGUAUUUUACCGUGUCUUUACAGCGUCUUUAGAGGCUGUAACUGUUUUACAGUGUUCAACAUUUUAUUAUUUUCACUGUUUUACAGUCUUUCUGUGUUUUCACUGUUUUCAGGGGUUUAUGUUUUUCUAGGUGCUUUCAGUGUUUUACGGUAUUUUACCGUGUUUUUACGUUUCUUUCGAGGCUGUCACUGCUUUAGUGUUUUACGGUAGUUUUCUUUCUUUCUUUUUUUACAAUAUAAUGAAAAGGAAGUUUAAUGUCAAUGUUAUUAAAUGUUAUCUGAACAAUUGUUCACCUUUAGUUAUUUAGUCGUGUAAAUGUCCAAAGUAUUAAUUAUCUUAUCGUUAAGUUUAGUGAACUAAUCCGAGCUAAACGUGCCAGAAACAUGCUAACGUUAGCAUGUCAAGCUAGUUAGCCGUACAUGCUAAUGUCGACAGACGUGUGUUUUUUAAACACAAAGUGAAUCAAUUGGAUAGUUUUUGAUUAUUUUCAGUUCUCUUCUUCACUUGUUUAUUUAAUUUGACGUCGUAUCACAGAAACAAACCGUCGGUCUCUUUCUUCUCUUGUUUGUUCUCAGAAUAUUUUACAUAUUAUUAGUUUAAU
This is a messenger RNA of Anarrhichthys ocellatus (wolf-eel), 2009 nucleotides long. Its product is annotated as cyclin-dependent kinase 15-like. Gene Ontology annotation, cellular component: cytoplasm; cytosol; nucleus. Gene Ontology annotation, molecular function: ATP binding; cyclin-dependent protein serine/threonine kinase activity; cyclin binding. The transcript has 6 exons. The record is from RefSeq and is a predicted model, not a curated record. NCBI's taxonomy places the organism in Eukaryota, Metazoa, Chordata, Actinopteri, Perciformes, Anarhichadidae. Bases 1 to 480 code for a protein of 159 amino acids. Gene Ontology annotation, biological process: protein phosphorylation.